ACGUGGUUCCGGCAACCAAGAUGGCGGCGGCGGCCAGUCCCACUUCCUUCGAGUCCGCCGCCCCGCGGAUCCUGCGGCUGGUGGCGGAAUGCAGCCGCUCCAGGGCCCGGGCCGGCGAGCUGCGGUUGCCGCACGGGCCGGUGGCCACUCCAGUGUUCAUGCCAGUGGGCACACAGGCCACCAUGAAGGGGAUCACGACCGAGCAGCUGGACGCGCUAGGCUGCCGCAUCUGCCUGGGCAACACUUACCACUUGGGUCUGAGGCCGGGCCCCGAGCUGAUACAGAAAGCGCAAGGCCUGCACGGCUUCAUGAAUUGGCCCCAUAACCUGCUAACGGACAGUGGCGGCUUCCAGAUGGUGUCCCUGGUGUCGCUGUCCGAGGUGACGGAGGAGGGCGUCCGUUUCCGUUCACCCUACGACGGCGAAGAGACGCUCUUGACUCCGGAGCGGUCCGUGGAGAUACAGAACGCGCUAGGCUCAGAUAUCAUCAUGCAACUGGAUGACGUGGUGAGCAGCACCGUCACUGGGCCUCGAGUGGAGGAGGCCAUGCACAGGUCAGUCCGCUGGCUGGACCGCUGCAUCGCGGCUCACCAACGGCCGGACAAGCAGAACCUCUUCGCCAUCAUCCAGGGUGGACUGGACGCUGAUCUCCGGACUUUGUGUCUAGAAGAGAUGACUCGGAGGGACGUGCCUGGCUUCGCCAUUGGGGGCCUGAGCGGAGGCGAGAGCAAGGACAAGUUCUGGAGGAUGGUGGCGCUGAGCACCUCCAGGCUGCCCAAGAGCAAACCCCGAUACCUGAUGGGGGUCGGGACCCCAGGCACCCCGCGCUGCCCCUGUCGCCCCCGCUGCAGCUAUGCUACUGACUUGGUGGUGUGUGUGGCCCUCGGAUGCGACAUGUUCGACUGCGUUUUCCCCACGAGGACCGCGCGCUUUGGCUCCGCCCUGGUGCCCACCGGAAACCUGCAGCUGAAGAAGAAGCAGUACGCAAAGGACUUCGGGCCGCUGGACCCUGAGUGUGACUGCCCCACCUGCCACAAGCACAGUCGCGCCUUCCUGCACGCGCUGCUGCACAGCAACAACACGGCAGCCCUGCACCACCUCACGCUGCACAACAUCGCUUACCAGCUUCGUCUGAUGAGCUCCAUCCGGGCCAGCAUCGUGGAGAAGCGCUUCCCCGAUUUUGUGCGGGACUUCAUGCGCACUAUGUACGAGCACCCCACCCUCUAUCCCACCUGGGCCACGGAAGCCCUGGCCUCGGUGGGCAUCACCCUGGACAGAGCCGAUGGAGCCGACACGGGACCGCGGCGGGAGGGAAUGAAUGGAAGAGAUUGAAGAUUUCUUUUUUUAAAAAAGUUCUUUGAGCUUGUCUGAGCUUUCUCCGGGCGGUGGCCU
This is a messenger RNA of Sorex fumeus (smoky shrew), 1391 nucleotides long. It is a transcript of the gene QTRT1, whose product is annotated as queuine tRNA-ribosyltransferase catalytic subunit 1. Bases 21 to 1331 code for a protein of 436 amino acids. Lineage: Eukaryota; Metazoa; Chordata; Mammalia; Eulipotyphla; Soricidae. The transcript is spliced from 10 exons. Gene Ontology annotation, molecular function: tRNA-guanosine(34) queuine transglycosylase activity. Gene Ontology annotation, cellular component: cytosol. The record is from RefSeq and is a predicted model, not a curated record.